Nomia melanderi (Alkali bee) is the source of this 5810-nucleotide messenger RNA. The record is from RefSeq and is a predicted model, not a curated record. Lineage: Eukaryota; Metazoa; Arthropoda; Insecta; Hymenoptera; Halictidae.
CCUUCUUUCCCGGCCAAAGUCACAGAUAUCACCGGGCGAUUCUGCAGUGGACGGUCCACUGUGAGCAACAACAGUUCACCUCCGAUCCGCGAGCUAGCCGCUUCUGACCGGCGUGUGCACGCGUCAGACGGGACCUGCUUGGAACUCGAUCCGUGUGGACCAGAUUUACGCUCGGUGGUCUCUCUCCGUGUGGACCAGUCAGGCCGGCCGUUUAGACGUUGUUCCGCCGUGGUCACCGACGGGAACCGUAGCGAAAUUUUUCAACGAUUUCACCCCUUCUUGGUCUAAUCGAUAACAGACCGAACACAAUUCAAAGAAUAAAUCUACACCGUCGCGUUUAACGAACUGGAAUCGAUACCGAUCGGGAGUUAGCUACCCUGCAAGCUGCUCCAGUUUCUUUCAGUCGUACACCUUGUGUAUCCAAUCGUUCGGGGAUCGAGGAAAAACGUUUCUAUCAGACUGUAAUAACAUCUUCGGAAGUUUCUUCGUGACCGACCAACGCAGUGGAAUAAAUUAUUCAAGUAUUUCAUUGAAAUGUAGGUUUCCGUCUACUAUAGUUCUUGGAUAGGAUGGUUUGAUGACCGAGUCUUUUGGUGAUUUUAAACGGACAAUUUGCUACGGGUUGUACUGUUCGAGAUUCUUUGUGACUGACAUGAUUAUUUGAAGUGUGGUACUUCUGGGAUUUAGAGGAUCGUUGCUGAACAAUUUGUGUCGUGCUGAAUUAGCUGUACGUCUUCGCUGUGAUUGAAUCGAGAAUUGAAUUGAUAUUUAGGGGAAUAGUGAACUCGCGAGUGUGUUGGUUUUCCGAGAUUGUUAAGAAUGUUACUGACGUUGUCGAUUUGUUCAGGAUUUUUAUUACAAUGGUGGAAUUCGAUUCGGGACAGGGAGUGGAAUGCUCAGGUGUUUCAAAGUGAACGUGUGUUUGUGGUUGCCGGUGGUGCUCGAAUAAGCUUUCGAUCAAAUGUUUUGUAACGAGAUCCGCGAUGGCAUUGGCGGUACUUACGAAUUACACUUAAUCAGUGUGAAGAGCCUACGUUAAAUAUUAAUUGGCAUUAUUCGUAGUGGACGCAGCGACGUGAAACAUUGAGAGGUAUCAUACAUAUAUUUACAUUCUUCGUGGAUCAACUGAAAUGAAGGUAUCUCGAUUCGAUAUAGUAACAAUGAAAAUGAAUAAUACUAGUUGCGAAUAAUCUGCAAAAACGAUAAUUAAGUUCUGCUGUCGAAAUUAUCAGUCUAUGUGAAUUGUUCUCGUGUCGGUACGAAGACUCUUUUUAACAUUAACAUUUCCUUAAAUUUGUAAUUGGCUUCAGAUCAUUUAUCAAAUUUGAUGUGUUAAUAUGGUGUGAGAGAAGGUGCCACUGAUUAGGAGUAAACUGUUAACCCUACAAUAGAAAACUAUUGUAAUCAGUGCUAAGAUGAAGAACAAGAAAAUAGUGGAAGAACCGUGCUGGAUUACGGACACUCGAGAUUCGUGCGUCGUUGAUCGACAUUUAAUCGAAACACCGUUGUAAGGAUGCCGCAGUACGACGACACUUUCCUGGAGUCGCCGAUUUUUCGGCGACGCACGCGUAGCUACGCGGUGCAGAAGGAGUUCGUGCCGAAGUCGAGGAGCUUCAUCACGGCCACACCUUUGCUGCUGGCCGUGACCAAUCACGCCAGGACUCUUUCCGGUUCCAUAUCGACCUGCAACUUAAAAGAAGUAGAGGAGCGGUCCGGCGGGAAGGCGCGCGGCGGUAAACUAGCGCGUCGUGCGCGCUCCUUCAAGGAGGACUUCCUGGAGAAGCUCUCCCAGAUGCGUUCCCCAGGCAGCGGCAGUGGCAGCGGCGGUGGGGGCAGCGGGGCGGCUACGAGGGCGGCUUCACCCUCCUCGCCGCGAACGCCGCGGGACAAGAACGCGCCCGGGUGCACCGAAACCGCAGCCACCAUCGACAAGAACCCCAUCCGAGAUCUGCACAUCCACGUGCGGCAGGUGCAGCUGGCGUUGCUCCACUUCAGGGACGUGGUGUCCAAGAAGAAGCUCGAGAUGUUGCCGGGGAACGGCACCAUCGUCCUCGACACCGUCACCACGAUACACACCGUGCUGAAGUCCUAUCUACUUUACGAGAAUAGCUCCACUCUGGGUUCAGCGACGAAUCAAGUGUAUCAAGCACUAGCGCAAUUGUUAAAGCUCUGUGACGAUGUGUUGCUGCACGGCGAUCAGUCAUCGGCGUUGGACACUGAGAAUGUGACGCACAUCAUAGGAUUAGUUGAAGAAGCUGUGAAAAAUUUGGUUGCUCUGGCGAACGAGAAGAUCGCCAACAGACAGAAACCUGCAGCUGUCCCUGCUAAUAACAGAACGUCGGGUUAUGGGUCGGAAUUGACGCCACAAAGAAAUUCCUUACCCGAUAUUCCGCUAACCCCGAGGGAACGGCAGAUUUUAGAGCAGACCGCUGCGACUACUAGUCUGGUCCGUAGUUCGCAUAGUUCCGAGUCGAUUUUAAGGGAUUCUAGUCCACCCCCAAAACCACCACUCCCUGAGAGAACUAAUGUGUGUCUGUCGGAGGAAAAUAGUUCUUCUGGGACACCACCACCAUUGCCCCCGAAACGGAGGACACGGGCUCAACAACUGUUAGACGAGUCCGAAGGUCUUUUAGCAUCUAGUCUUGAUAGGGUCUCCUUGCGAAGUCGAUCUCCAGAGGAUUCGUCGUCACUUUUAAGCGCAUCAGCCGGAAGUUUGGAUUCGGCUUUGAAUCAUUCUCGUGACGAGGAUGAGAUUAGAGCGAUCAUGGGACCAAACGACGAGUCUCUGAACGACAGUAUGGAUCUCAGCUUAAUGGCUACUAUUCAAGGCAUGCAAGUUAAUGGUACUUCAAACUGUAGUCGUUGGGACGGUUCCGAAUCCAGUAUACCGAGCACUAUGUUGUUGGGUCAACAAACUCCCCAAGAAAUGCUUAACGCAUUUACCGGUAUGGAAGGAAAAAUAGAACGAUUAUCGACCCAAACGCAAGAGUCCGGUUUCGUAUCCAUGCACUCACAACGAAGUUCAUCCCAAAGUUACACCGCUUCCAGUGUCACAUCAAAAAGAUCCUCCCAGCAGAGCAGCAUUAGUUACAAUUCUCAGACGUUUAAUUCGCAACAGCAAUCGUUUUCUCAGACCAAGGUGUCUUCUGAUAGUAAUGGGUCCAUAUUCACCCAGAAGACAAUGAGUAGUUCCAAAAGUACUAUUAGCACAACAAAUAUAUCUGGAAACGGGGAUCCUGCGUUGCUGGAAAAAUUGGUAAAUGAAAUAGAAUCGAUUUCUGUGUCAGACACAAACGGCGUGCCACCGGCAUUGCCAGAAAAACGUUCCAAACGUAGAAAAGAACGUCAGCCGUCGCAGUACGACAAUGUACCUGAGAACGAGCAUUUAUCAACCUGUAGUUUACAUACCAGUAACGGCGAUAGUCCGGAUACCAGUAAACCACCGCCGCUUCCGCUCAAAAAGAGGCACAUGUUCCAAUCAGUGGCAUAUUCUGUCAUGGCAUACAUGGAGAUGUUUGGGAACUGUUCCCACAGUAACAAUGACUUCAUCUCUGGUCUUGGGACUCGCCAUUCAGUGGCAGCUUAUAAUUCAAUGCAAGCAGAAUGGCAAAAACACGAGAUGGCCCUUACCACUACUCAGUCAUGCUCUUUUAUGGCACACACUUUGACUACGUUACAUGACAGCUCAAAUACCUCCAUAACUAUGACACCACCCGUAACUGAAAUAACAAAUAAUUCUAGUCUCCCACCAGCAUUGCCACCAAAGAGAUCCCGUUCCAUUAAAACAAACGCGACACCUCCACCUAUUUCACCAAAACCUACCAUCAGCAUGCAAAGUAUACAUACAAUCGACCCAAUAGUAACAUCGACUCCAGUGAAAACAGAAGAAUCGGUUUGUAUUCACGAGAAGAAAGAGCUCACACCUUCGACUCCAGUUAAAUUGAAUAAUGUUACCUUAGAUACGAUAUUGCCAUCAUCGAGACCUGCAAGCAAUGCUCUAUCAUCAAUAUCAGUUGAUGAAAACACUCUUGAAUUGAGAGAUGUCGAUCAAGAUGACAGUAUUCUAGAUGAACUGGACAUCAGCAAGUAUUUAGUGUUGAAAAAACCUGACGAAGAUGGGCCAGAUAUACGUGGAGGACAUCCAGAUGCUCUGUUAAUUCAUGCAACCAAAGCUAAUAAACAUGAUGAAAAAGAGUCAGACUUUCUAUAUCAAGAAGCAUUCUUAACAACAUAUAGGACUUUUAUGCAGCCACUCGAAUUAAUUCAGAAAUUACACAGACGCCAUCAACGAUUCUCUUGCUCCGCUGAUCUUGUUAAGCAAAGGGCAGCUCGCGAAGCAUUUUCCUUAUUAGUUAGAGUCGUUAGUGAUUUAACUAUGUCGGAUCUUGAUGAUACUCUUCUACAAACCUUAAUGGAAUUCGUGCAACAAUUAGUAUGUAGCGGUGAUCUCACCAUGGCGAAGGCUCUACGAGUAAAAAUUUUAGAGAAGCAUCAAGCAAAACAGUUACAAUCAGCACAGCCAAUUCUUUCGUCGCUGAGCGUGACAACAAAGCAAGCUUCUCUCCUCGAUUUUAAGAGCGAACAAAUAGCUGAACAAAUGACGCUAUUAGAUGCGGAUCUAUUCAUGAAAAUUGAAAUACCGGAAGUGUUGAUCUGGGCCCAAGAACAGAAUGAGGAACGAAGUCCGAAUCUAACCAGAUUCACGGAACACUUUAACAAAAUGUCAUACUGGGCCAGAUCGAGAAUUCUAGAGCAUAGGUUAGAAAAUGAGGCGAAGGAUAGGGAGAAAUACGUGGUUAAAUUUAUUAAAAUAAUGAAGCACCUUAGAAAGAUUAAUAACUUUAAUAGCUAUCUAGCCUUGCUUUCUGCACUGGAUAGCGCGCCUAUUAGAAGGCUCGAGUGGCAAAAGCAUAUUACAGAAGGCUUAAAGGAAUAUUGUGCUCUUAUCGAUAGUUCUAGCAGCUUUAGAGCUUACAGACAAGCUCUGGCUGAAACGCAACCGCCAUGUAUUCCGUACAUCGGUCUCGUAUUACAAGAUCUCACAUUCGUGCAUAUUGGAAACAGUGAUUUAUUACCUGAUGGCACCAUAAACUUUUCAAAAAGAUGGCAACAGUUUAAUAUUGUUGAGAAUAUGAAGAGGUUCAAAAAAGGGACAUACUCCUUUAAGAAACACGAACGUAUAAUAACGUUCUUCAACAAUUUCAGUGAUUUCCUCUGUGAGGAGGCAAUGUGGCAGAUUUCAGAAAGCAUCAAACCGCGCGGAGGUAAAAAGGCCCAGUCACAGAACUAGAAUAUAUCUAACCCUUUCACUGCCUGCGUCUCAAAAUCGAAAGGCUGAACCAAUGAAUUAGAAUGUUUAUAUUUAUGGUAUUUAAAUAAACGCUUAAUUGCAAAACCAAACGAAAAUUAUACAACACUCCGAUGGCGGUGAAAGGGUUAGCUUGGUCUACCCCGUUUCAACAGCCUCUGUGAGGUUGUAUUUUAUUUUAUGGAAAUUUUAAUAUUCAGUCCAUAAUUGAAGAAAACAAAAGCUAAGAGCCCAUAUUUAGAUUAAACUGAGACUUGAUGUAUUCAUUUUAUUUAAUAUAAUCAUAUUAUGCGGAUAUCGAUUGAAUCGAAACGUCGAAAGUUGUGAGGUUAGAGGGACUCUAAAUGGAUUAGAUAGAUCAAAUGAUGUCUCAAAUGCAUUUUUGUAGAUAUUUUCCUUUUGCCAUAAGAUAGUGUGGAAAACCAUAUUUGCUAUGAACCUAUGCAACAUUUACUUAAAAAGAUGCAGCUGUAAUGAUGCUUAACAUAGCACGAAGGGCAUA